CCUCACCCCUAAAAUUCACUCUUUUCGGAUGGAUGCGGCUGAUCUCUACGGAGCUGUUCGGCAGCGGGCUGUCUGAGACUGCUUCCCACUGGUACGCGGUGAUUCAUUUGUUGCAGUUUUUUUGGGAGCGCAGUUUAUCGUUGUCUUCAUUUUACAAAGAUUUAUCAUGAAGGCCUCAUUACCACUACUUCCGCUCUUUGCUCGCCCGCUUCUGGGCCACAGAGACUCAAGUCAUGCUGAGAUAUGCGGACUCGAGCAAUCACCUAUUCCUUUAGUCAGCCCGGUCUGCCUUGUUGAUCCGAAUUAUGCUGGGUUUCAAAAGAACUCCAGCAGGCUAAGUCGGCAUUCCUGGACACAAUCGUCGCCAUGUUCCAAGGGCGAGUGGUCAGAGCAGCACAUCUGCGUCUUCACAAACGCAUCCUUCGCCGGGGGAAGAGGGAUCUCGCUCGUGACAACGUCCCGGCGAGCCAACUAUCUCGCCACAACCCCCGCAUUUGUUGAGCCGGGAGUGGUCGAAGGGAUUAACCGCGGCCUCAGCUCAGCCAAAGCCGAGAUGAGAGAAAUCCCAGGCAAGGGCAUGGGCCUGAUAGCAACAGCCCACAUCCAACGCGGCGAACUCUUGAUGGCCGAGACCCCGUCGCUCAUGGUCGACUACCGCGCCUUCGACGAGCUCAGCAAGGAGCAAUACACCUCCCUCCAAGCCCACGCAGUCCGGAACCUGCCUGCCCCGCACAGCGCCCUAGUCCUCAGCCUCUCCACCCACACAACCAACACCAGCCACCUCACCUUUGAAGAGCGCAUCGACCUGGUAGCGUCCACCAACUCCUUCGACAUCGAACCGGACGACGGCGACGACGCCGACCAGCACAACAGCUUCUACUCCCUCUUCCCGGCCAUCGCCCGCUUCAACCACGACUGCCGGCCCAACGCAGACUACCGCUUCUCGCACCGCACGCUGGCCCAGUACAUCCACGCGGCGCGGGACAUUGCCCCCGGGGAGGAGCUCACCCUCUCGUACAUCAACCCGCUCAUGUCGCGCGCCGAGCGCCAGGCGAGGCUGAGGCAGUGGGGGUUCGAGUGCGCCUGUCCGCUGUGUGCGGUGGAUGGGGAUGUGAGGCGUGAGGAGUCGGAUAGGAGGAUCGAGAGUAUCAAGAAGAUCCGUGAGGAGUUGGCGGAUUGGGACAGGGGGAGGGAGAGCAGCAGGGCGUGUCCCCAGAUGGCGGAGCUGUUGGUCAGUCUGUACCGGAUGGAGAGGCUGGAUACGAUCAUGUAUGAGGCGUAUAUGUUUGCUGCGCUGGAGUAUAAUGCUGCCGGGGACCCGUGGACGGCGGUCAAGUAUGCGCGGCUGGCGGUCGAGUGGGGGGUGCCGAUGGUUGAGGAGGAGGAUGAGGAGCUGGCGGACGUGAGACAGCUGGCGGAGGAUCCGUGGGGGCAUUGGAGUUGGUUGAAGAGGGUGAAAUAGCUCACCAGGAGGGACGGGGAGGGUAGGAUGGGAGAAUCCGGGAGGUGUUUCAGUGAUAUGACUUAUGAUACGGUUGAGGCGUUGUAGGUAUAAG
This is a messenger RNA of Chaetomium strumarium, 1556 nucleotides long. RefSeq lists its product as uncharacterized. Gene Ontology annotation, molecular function: protein binding. The transcript has a single exon. The coding region runs from base 167 to 1462 and encodes 431 amino acids. Lineage: Eukaryota; Fungi; Ascomycota; Sordariomycetes; Sordariales; Chaetomiaceae. The record is from RefSeq and is a predicted model, not a curated record.